GCACAGAUCCUGUGGAGCAUGGACACACCAGCAGAGGAAUGGCACGACACUGGCACCAGCAGUACAUUUGGCACUGAACAAGGAAUGAAGAAAAUGAGCAACAUCUAUGAAUCAGCAGCCAAUACCCUGGGAAUUUUUAACAGCCCAUGCCUGACUAAAGUGGAACUGCGAGUUGCAUGCAAAGGCAUAUCAGACAGGGAUGCCCUCUCAAAACCAGAUCCUUGUGUCAUCCUUAAAAUGCAGUCGCACGGCCAGUGGUUUGAGGUUGACAGGACAGAAGUGAUUCGGACCUGUAUAAAUCCUGUCUUCUCCAAGCUGUUCACAGUGGACUUCUAUUUUGAAGAAGUGCAGCGACUGCGGUUUGAAGUGCAUGACAUUAGCAGCAACCACAAUGGGCUGAAGGAAGCGGAUUUUCUUGGUGGCAUGGAGUGCACUCUUGGACAAAUUGUUUCUCAGAGGAAACUCUCCAAGUCCCUACUCAAACAUGGCAACACAGCAGGAAAGUCAUCUAUAACAGUGAUCGCUGAGGAAUUGUCUGGCAACGAUGACUACGUUGAACUUUCAUUCAGUGCACGGAAAUUGGAUGACAAGGAUUUUUUCAGCAAAUCUGAUCCUUUCCUGGAGAUUUUUCGCGUGAAUGAUGAUGCAACCCAGCAACUUGUUCAUAGAACUGAGGUUGUGAUGAAUAACUUAAAUCCAGCAUGGAAGACCUUCAAAGUGUCUGUAAAUUCUCUGUGCAGUGGAGACCAGGACCGCAGGCUAAAGUGCAUAGUUUGGGACUGGGAUUCCAAUGGAAAGCAUGACUUCAUUGGAGAAUUUAGCUCAACUUUCAAGGAAAUGCGAGGAGCUAUGGAAGGAAGACAGGUACAAUGGGAAUGCAUUAACCCCAAGUACAAAGCAAAGAAGAAGAAUUACAAGAACUCAGGCAUUGUCAUCCUUAACCAGUGCAAGAUCCACAAGAUGCAUUCUUUCUUAGAUUAUAUCAUGGGAGGCUGCCAAAUACAGUUCACAGUAGCUAUAGAUUUCACUGCAUCAAAUGGUGAUCCUAGGAACAGCUGCUCACUGCACUACAUCCACCCCUAUCAACCCAAUGAGUAUUUGAAAGCAUUGGUAGCUGUUGGGGAGAUUUGCCAAGACUAUGACAGUGACAAAAUGUUCCCAGCCUUUGGAUUUGGAGCAAGAAUACCCCCAGAAUACAAAGUCUCUCAUGACUUUGCAAUCAAUUUCAAUGAAGACAACCCAGAAUGUGCAGGAAUACAAGGUGUUGUGGAGGCUUAUCAGAGCUGCCUUCCCAAGCUGCAGCUGUAUGGGCCAACAAACAUUGCUCCCAUCAUCCAGAAAGUGGCAAAAUCAGCAUCAGAGGAGACCAACACCAAGGAGGCCUCGCAAUACUUCAUCUUGCUGAUUCUGACGGAUGGUGUCAUCACAGACAUGGCCGACACCAGAGAGGCCAUUGUCCACGCCUCCCACCUUCCCAUGUCAGUCAUCAUUGUCGGGGUGGGGAACGCUGAUUUUAGUGACAUGCAGAUGCUGGAUGGUGAUGAUGGGAUCUUGAGGUCUCCCAAGGGCGAGCCUGUGCUUCGAGACAUUGUCCAGUUUGUGCCAUUUAGGAACUUCAAACAUGCAUCCCCAGCUGCUCUAGCAAAAAGCGUUUUGGCUGAAGUUCCAAACCAAGUCGUGGAUUAUUACAAUGGCAAAGGGAUAAAACCAAAAUGUAUGUCAGAGUACGAGUCUUCCAGGACACUAGCUCCAUGAACCUGCCUGCACUCUUUUACAAAAUUAAAAAAGAAAAAUGCUACUGUCUACAACUCCUGUACUUAAAAAUGAAACAAAACAAAAAAAAUAGCACGUUUUGGUGAUUUUUAACUAAAAUAACCUUUUUCUUUUUUUUUUUUGCAUGUGUAGCCUAAAGGCUUAAAUCUGUUAAGCGGUUGUAUUGUUGAAAACUUUUUAUGAGAAAAAAAAUCCCGAAAAAAAAAGUGAACUCUUUACAUUACAGCAUGUCGCCUUGAAAUAAAAAGUUAUCUGUAUCUGGUUUUUAUACAGGUUUGUUGAAAUUUUGCUAUAUUUCUUAUCUUUACACUGUAAAGCAUUUUGAAAUAUUUAUUGAGAGUCAUAGACAAAAUGUCUUUGGUUUAAUCUGCUAAGAACUGAGAGAUUUUUCAAAAUGGCAGAUGCAUGAACUGUAUUUUGCAUGUUUAAAAUAAAAACAACACAGUUUUGCAGUUGUCUUUA
This is a messenger RNA of Manacus vitellinus (golden-collared manakin), 2235 nucleotides long. It is a transcript of the gene CPNE4, whose product is annotated as copine 4. Gene Ontology annotation, cellular component: plasma membrane. The transcript has 16 exons. The coding region runs from base 19 to 1755 and encodes 578 amino acids. The record is from RefSeq and is a predicted model, not a curated record. NCBI's taxonomy places the organism in Eukaryota, Metazoa, Chordata, Aves, Passeriformes, Pipridae. Gene Ontology annotation, molecular function: calcium-dependent phospholipid binding. Gene Ontology annotation, biological process: cellular response to calcium ion.